Morchella importuna is the source of this 549-nucleotide messenger RNA. RefSeq lists its product as uncharacterized. Bases 1 to 549 code for a protein of 182 amino acids. Gene Ontology annotation, cellular component: GINS complex. The record is from RefSeq and is a predicted model, not a curated record. The transcript has 5 exons. Gene Ontology annotation, biological process: mitotic DNA replication initiation. Lineage: Eukaryota; Fungi; Ascomycota; Pezizomycetes; Pezizales; Morchellaceae.
AUGUCGUACUAUGACAUCGACGCGAUCUUGACUGAUGCUCAGAAAGUUCCAUGCAUCUUUGAAAUCACAAUUCCUGGGCUUGGUUACCUGGAGGGAAACUCAAAUACUGAUAUUAAGCAAGGCACACGAGUAGAGCUUCCUCUAUGGCUUGGUGAAAUGUUAGGCGUAAGCCAGAGACUCGGUACAAUGACCAAUGUUGUGUCCCUCGACCUCCCUACGGCUCUAGGUCCCCGUAUCCAGAAUGCCUUGAAGGCGGAUCCAACAACCGUUGAUUUGCGUUCUCUUGCAUCACACUUUUACUCUCUUGGGGAGCGUAUUUUAAGCUUGCUGGAGGAGGAUGAGUUGGUGGAUAUAUUGACAGAGACGUUUAAAAAAAGGGCUGCGGAGAUCGCGGAUCAUGCACAUAAUCCCGCGGGCGCUAUCGGAGGUGGUGGUGGUGAUUUUUUGAAAGGGUUGGAUGAGAAUGAGAGACACUUGUUUCGGACAGCGCACGAGAGCGCAAAGGCCAUCAAGCAGUUUUUGGCAGACCGUAAUUCUAGCAAAAAAUAA